AUGGCAGAGCCAACGAAACAGGAAACAGAGCAAAUAUUCAAGGUUCUUAGAGCGCAGAAAGGCAACAAGACUUGCUUUGACUGCAAUGCGCGUAACCCGACAUGGUCCAGCGUUACCUUUGCCGUAUAUAUCUGUUUAGAUUGCUCCAGCAACCACAGAAAUAUGGGCGUACAUAUUUCGUUCGUUCGGUCGACGAACCUCGAUUCGAACAUGAAAGUAGGAGGGAAUGCCUUCGCGACAGAAUUCUUUACAAAGCAUGGCGGCGCGUCCCUCUUGAACGACGCUGAUAGUAAGAAAAAGUACUCGAGUCGCGUCGCAGAGCUGUAUAAAGAGGAGCUGGCAAAACGGGUCAAGGACGAUGUUGCUAGAUUUCCGAAUGGAAUCGUCGUUGAUGGUGUCGAAAAUGCUUCCACUUCCACGCCGAAAGAGCAGACAGAGGACGAUUUUUUCGAAUCGUGGUCGAAGCCUUCAACGCCCAAGCCAUCCGCGCCGACUACACCCAGAGUGUCCACGCCACCUAUAAUCGGCCGUACGCCUUCCCCUGCACAACCAACAUCAACGGCUAGUUCAUCUGCUCCCCGAACCAUCACGUCAUCUGCUGCCAGUCGCACCAACAAAUUAGGUAGUUCUCGACUCAACUCUGCGUCGUCCACGUCCUCUACAUCAUCUGCUGCGAAGAAAUCGAAACUUGGACUUGGAGCUUCCAAGGCGAAGCCGGUCGACUUUGCUGAAGCCGAGCGGAAGGCCCUCGAAGAGGCGGAAAGAAUCAAGCAACUUGGUUAUGACCGACAGCGAGAAGAGGAAGAAGAAAAGGCCAGGAAAGAAGCUGCCGCUGCCAAAAGUGCCUUGGAGAUAGGUCCCAAGAAGGGGACUAGCUCCACCACCGCUACAGCGAAGAAGCCCAACCCUAUGGCAGAAGCGCAGAAGGCUGCAGCUUUCCCAAGACUUGGUUUUGGUGCUGUGCCUGGUACAGGCGCUGCGAGUCUCGCCGCUGCUACUGACUCCUCACGAACCAGUACCGCUUCGCUUUCUGAUGAUUCUCCUACCACUGCUCGUGAUAAAUUUGGGAAUCAAAAAGCAAUUUCUUCUGAUAUGUUUUUCGGGCGGAACGCGUAUGAUCCCGCGGCCGUCAGCGAAGCACAGACACGGUUGCAAUCUUUCCAAGGUGCGACGUCGAUAUCGUCGAAUCAGUACUUUGGCCGUGAAGAAGAAGAGGAUAUGGGCAUGGGUCGAAGGGGCGAUGAUGGGCUACUCGGAGACGGUAGCCUGGCAGGCCUGGAGGUCGCUGCACGGGACGCCCUCAGCCGCGUUCUAGCAAAUCCUGACGUGCAAAAUGUUGGUGAGAGCAUCCGAACGGGCGCUUUGAAGCUGUCUGAUUACCUAGCUCAAAUGUCUGAGAGAGGCUGA
Messenger RNA from Desarmillaria tabescens, 1407 nucleotides. RefSeq lists its product as uncharacterized. The transcript has 6 exons. NCBI's taxonomy places the organism in Eukaryota, Fungi, Basidiomycota, Agaricomycetes, Agaricales, Physalacriaceae. The coding region runs from base 1 to 1407 and encodes 468 amino acids. The record is from RefSeq and is a predicted model, not a curated record. Gene Ontology annotation, molecular function: GTPase activator activity. Gene Ontology annotation, biological process: COPI coating of Golgi vesicle.